AUUGUUGGGGCGAGUGAUAGGGGCUUCUAUAGAACCACAUGUGACCAAUGAGCGUGGUGCUGUCAGGGGUAACCACAUCUGUCAACCGUUCUUGGCCAAUAAAGAGCGGAGCGAGGCGGACCUCAGGUGCGCGCCUCUGCGUCCCCUUGGCACGGCGCCAGGGAGAACGAGAGAGAAUCCUAGCUGCCCCGUGGCGGAAAAGAGUAACUGUCAAAGGCAGCUUCUUUAACAAGAGAGCUAUCACUUCGGCUCCGAGAGUUAUGGCGACCGCAGCGUCCAACCACUACAGCGUCCUGACUACCCCCAGCAGCGCGCCGCCGCCGCACUCGGAGUCCGGGAGCAUGCAGCAGGCAGCGGCGUACAGGGACGCGCACACCCUGCUCCAGAACGACUACACGCUACCGGGCAGCGGUCAUCCCCUCAGCCACGCGCACCAGUGGAUAACGGCUCUGUCGCACGGGGACGGGGCUCCGUGGCCGUCGAGUCCCCUCGGAGAGCAGGACGUGAAGCCCAUUCUACAGAGCGACCGGGAGGAGCAGCAGAAUUCCGCUAGUCUACAGCAACAGCAGCAGCAGCGACACCCUCACCUAGCGCACCAGGCGCAUCACGACGCCAGGGCAUGGCGAACGAGCACGGCCACCACGCACAUCCCCGGUAUGGCGACGUCUGACGGCCAGAGCCUGGUGUAUUCCCAGUCUGGGUUCGGCCUGGGGGGACCAGAGCAGAUGCACCACCACUCCUUGCGGGACGAAGACCACCACAGCCACAGCCCGCACCUGAGCGAGCAUGGAGGUGGGGGCCAGUCGUCUCUCUCGCACCACCAGCACGGGGGACACCCCGACCACUCGGACGAGGACACGCCAACUUCAGACGACCUGGAGCAGUUUGCCAAGCAGUUCAAGCAGCGGCGCAUCAAACUGGGCUUUACCCAAGCUGACGUGGGGCUGGCGCUCGGGACCCUGUAUGGAAAUGUAUUUUCCCAGACCACUAUCUGCAGGUUCGAGGCGCUUCAACUAAGCUUCAAAAACAUGUGUAAACUCAAACCACUGCUUAACAAGUGGCUGGAGGAGGCGGAUUCCACCUCCGGGAGCCCCACCAGCCUAGAUAAGAUCGCGGCGCAGGGGAGGAAGAGGAAAAAGAGAACCUCCAUCGAGGUGGGCGUCAAGGGGGCUUUGGAGAGCCAUUUUCUCAAAAGUCCCAAACCCGGCGGCGCAGAGAUCACCUCCAUAGCAGACAGCCUGCAGCUGGAGAAAGAAGUGGUGAGGGUUUGGUUUUGUAACAGACGGCAGAAAGAGAAGAGGAUGACGCCCAUUGGAGGACAGUUACCUGGAACUGAGGACAUGUAUGGGGACACACCACCUCACCACGGCGCUCAAACCCCUGUACAAUGAUCUGAACCCCGUUAUAGUAAACACACGGAUCCCUAAAGGAUAUGAUUGACCUUUAUGUUUCUCUGUGCCGGGCCAGUUAGCAUUGGACUGUCGCCAGUGCUAAUUUUGGACCUAUGGAACACAGUGGGAAUACCGAGUGUUGGAACUAAAGCACUACACCCCAGACACAGCGAGAGCUAUGUGGAGUUUUCAUGCAGUGGAGAUGCUACGCGCAAUAACGGCUACAUGGACCGUGUUUGGUGUGUGUGCUAACCAAAAAAAGGUUAAAUAUCAUUGACAUCAAAUCGAUUUUAUGGUCAAGACGUGUAAAAAAGAAA
Messenger RNA from Salmo salar (Atlantic salmon), 1708 nucleotides. RefSeq names its product POU domain, class 3, transcription factor 2. NCBI's taxonomy places the organism in Eukaryota, Metazoa, Chordata, Actinopteri, Salmoniformes, Salmonidae. The record is from RefSeq and is a predicted model, not a curated record. Gene Ontology annotation, molecular function: RNA polymerase II cis-regulatory region sequence-specific DNA binding; DNA-binding transcription factor activity, RNA polymerase II-specific. Gene Ontology annotation, cellular component: nucleus. Gene Ontology annotation, biological process: regulation of transcription by RNA polymerase II; brain development.